Sorghum bicolor (sorghum) is the source of this 1718-nucleotide messenger RNA. RefSeq names its product probable glucuronosyltransferase Os01g0926700. Bases 139 to 1407 code for a protein of 422 amino acids. The transcript is spliced from 2 exons. Gene Ontology annotation, biological process: plant-type secondary cell wall biogenesis; glucuronoxylan biosynthetic process. The record is from RefSeq and is a predicted model, not a curated record. NCBI's taxonomy places the organism in Eukaryota, Viridiplantae, Streptophyta, Magnoliopsida, Poales, Poaceae. Gene Ontology annotation, molecular function: glycosyltransferase activity.
UAUUUUCAUCUCUUCUUUAACUACACAGUAUUGAUUACCUAGAACAUGACAAUGUGAGAAACCAGACAAGGGGGGAGGCUUGGAGAGGAAGAGGAGUCACAGGCGGUGCUGCCAAGAGGCUGCUUGUGGGGAUCAUUCAUGAAGAUGAGGUCGAUCUUCGCCAUCGCCAUUCUUGCCGCCACCACUGCAGUAGUGCUCUUCCAUGGGUCCGACGCGCAGGAGUUGAUGCAGAGCCACCAUACAGAGAGGAUCUCAGGCAGUGGCGGUGACGUUUUAGAAGACGACCCUGUGGGCAAGCUCAAGGUGUUCGUGUACGACCUCCCGGCGAAAUACAACACGAAGCCGGUGGAGAAGGACCCGCGUUGCCUGACGCACAUGUUCGCGACGGAGAUCUUCGUGCACCGGUCCCUCCUCUCCAGCGCCGUCCGAACCCUGGACCCCGAGGAAGCGGACUGGUUCUACACCCCCGUGUACACCACCUGCGACCUGACCGCCUCCGGCCACCCGAUGCCCUUCGACUCCCCGCGGAUGAUGCGCAGCGCCAUCCGGCUGAUCGCCGACCGCUGGCCGUACUGGAACAGGUCCGAGGGCGCCGACCACUUCUUCGUCACGCCGCACGACUUCGGUGCCUGCUUCCAUUUCCAGGAGGAGAAGGCCAUGGCGCGCGGGAUCCUGCCCGUGCUCCGGCGCGCCACGCUGGUGCAGACGUUCGGGCAGCGGAACCACGUGUGCCUCAAGGACGGCGGCGGCUCCAUCACCAUCCCGCCGUACGCGCCGCCGUGGAAGAUGGAGGCGCAGCUCCUGCCGCCGGCCACCCCGCGGUCCAUCUUCGUCUACUUCCGCGGCCUCUUCUACGACGCCGGCAACGACCCCGAGGGCGGCUACUACGCCAGGGGCGCCCGCGCGUCCGUGUGGGAGAACUUCAAGAGCAACCCGCUGUUCGACAUCUCCACGGCGCACCCGACGACCUACUACCAGGACAUGCAGCGCGCCGUGUUCUGCCUGUGCCCGCUGGGGUGGGCGCCCUGGAGCCCCCGCCUGGUGGAGGCCGUCGUCUUCGGCUGCAUCCCCGUGGUCAUCGCCGACGACAUCGUGCUGCCCUUCGCGGACGCCAUCCCGUGGGCGGACAUCGGCGUGUUCGUCGCCGAGGACGACGUCCCGAGGCUGGACACCAUCCUGACGUCCAUCCCCGUGGAGGUGGUGCUGAGGAAGCAGCGGCUCCUCGCGAGUCCGGCGAUGAAGCGCGCCGUGCUGUUCCCGCAGCCCGCGCAGCCCGGCGACGCGUUCCACCAGAUACUCAACGGGCUCGCACGCAAGCUCCCGCACGGCGAUGAUGCCUUCUUGAGGAACGGACAGACGGUCCUCAACUGGACGGCUGGACCGCCGAGAGACCUCAAGCCAUGGUAGUGGGUAUGGGUAGCCUUCAAAUUGCCAUGGUUACAUUACAUUACAAUAGUGAUGGACUGGUGGCCAUCAGCCAAAUACCUUUUUAUUUUUUGGUAUCUUCACCAUACGUACGUACAUCUACAGGCGUUGUAGGACUAGUAGUGCAUUUGUGAAUAUCGUACCCAAAAUUUACAAGGCUGUACUCCUGCUGAUGUCUGGUGUCGUUUAAAUUAUCCUCCAGAAUGAAAAUUCUCACGUACUCCCUCUGUAUCAGAAAACUUAACUUUUAUGUUCUAGGAUUCAAAAGAUGUCCCAAAAAACUUAUGUUUAAA